AUGACGGGAUCGAAAGUGAUCGAUAUCCACCGGAUAUUACAGAAAUCGAUAAAAGAUGAGUUCGAAAUCGUCUACCAGGAAACAAAAUCACUGACUACACCCGGUGAACACUACGGCUCCAUAAUGCUUGCAGUGGACGUUAAAAUAAAAUUUUCCAAAGACGGAAGUGAAAAAGUGCUGAACUUGGUGGCAAAACUUCAACCAGCCAAUGAGAUGUUGAGAGCGGCCUUCGAUGUUCAAACGACCUUCAAAAAGGAAGUGUUAUGCUACACCGUUAUGAUACCUGCACUUAUAGCUUUCCAAAAGGAGUUCAAAGUUCCAGAAGAGAGAAGUAUCUCGAAUCUGUUCCCGAAGUGUUAUGGCGCCAGAUUCAGCUUGGACGAAAACAGCAAUCAGGUGGACGAUGGGGCUGUUAUCAUUUUUGAAAAUUUGAAGCAGCAAGGAUAUUACACGGGUGACAGGUUGGUGGGGUUAGAUUUUGAAGCUGCACAGGUGAUUUUGAAGGACUUGGCCACGAUUCACGCUACGUCCAUAGCACUGAAAAAACUCAGACCCGAGGUCUUUGAGGAAAAAUUGAUGGCUUGCACAAUGACUGGAAGUGGGGUCAACGCAUUCCCUGAGCAAUUCGCUAGUGCGCUUAAAGAUAGUUUGAGUGAUGGUUCAAAAGAAAUUCCCGUUCUAGAACCAUACUUGGAGAAAAUUCAGAAAGUUAUCGACUCAUUUGGGAUUCCGAAACCUAUACCCAAUGAAACGUGGGGCACUAUAUGCCAUGCUGAUUUCUGGAUGAGUAAUACGAUGCUCUUGAAUUCCCCGAGUGGCAAGCCUACGAGCAGCAAAAUUGUUGACCUUCAGCUAGCUUCCUACGCUUCAGCUCUUACAGACUUGGUAUUCUUUUUAUUCACAAGUGUAAUAAAUUCUGUUCUCGAAAAGUCUUACGAGGAUCUACUGAAGGUUUAUCAUGAUUGUUUCACUGAAACUUUGAGAGACUAUGGUAUCGAUAUGAGCCCAUAUUCGUGGAAGUCAUUCGAGAAAGAAUUAGAAGUAGCAGGGCCUGUUGAAGUAUGUCACAUACUGAUGAUGUUGAAGCCCAUUUGUACUGAAAGAAAUACAAUUAAAAAUUCCUUCGAAGAUUUUGAGGAUUCUGAUUGGUACAGAAAAGAUUUGCUGGGACCAAAUCAUCGUAGAAAGUUGAAAGAUACAGUUCUAGCACUGAUACGGAGAAAUUGGUUUUGA
Phaedon cochleariae (mustard beetle) is the source of this 1233-nucleotide messenger RNA. NCBI's taxonomy places the organism in Eukaryota, Metazoa, Arthropoda, Insecta, Coleoptera, Chrysomelidae. The record is from the annotation of a GenBank genome assembly.